GCCGUUAUGCUGGCGUCACGUGUGGGCGGAGUCAAGCAAGAUCUGCUGCAUCUCUGGUACUUACGUAGUCACGCGCGCGGUUCCCGGGGAUGCAACGACACAUUUAACAUCGUCUUCUUUACUGCACUGAAAUUCAAUCAAGACGCCGUGUGUCGGGGCCGACGAAACGAUUUUUGAGAAGCUAAAUUGUCAUGGCUGAGCAGCAGAGGCAGCGUACUCUCUCCACCUCUGGAGAAUCACUGUACCAUGUGCUGGGUGUCGACAAAGUGGCCACUGCUGAUGACAUCAAGAAGUCAUACAGGAAACUGGCAUUGAAAUAUCACCCUGACAAGAAUCCUGACAACCCCGAGGCAUCAGAUAAGUUUAAAGAGAUAAACAACGCUCAUGCCAUUUUAAAUGACCCCACAAAGCGAAACAUCUAUGACAAGUAUGGCUCUCUGGGGCUUUACGUGGCAGAGCAGUUUGGAGAGGAGAAUGUCAACACCUACUUUGUCCUUUCCAGCUGGUGGGCCAAGGCUCUGUUUAUAUUCUGUGGUCUGGCAACAGGCUGUUACUUCUGCUGUUGCCUGUGCUGUUGUUGUAACUGCUGCUGUGGAAAGUGCAAACCACGGCCACCUGAAGGACAAGAGCAGGAGUUCUAUGUCUCCCCUGAAGACCUAGAGGCCCAGCUGCAGUCCGAUGAGAGAGAGGCAGGUGGAGGUGAGCCAAUCGUGAUGCAGCCCUCAUCGGCCACAGAAACCACCCAGUUAACGUCCGACGGUUACCACACCACCUACCACACUGACACCGGCUUCAACUAAAAGCUCCGCCCCCUCAACCUCCACCCUGUGGCAUAUUUCUUGCCACUCUGCACCACCUCUCUGAGGGGAAAAAAAUUUAUGGAAAGAAUCCUUCAGCUACAACAAAAAAAGCCUGUUUUUGAGAGGAGGAAAGCCAGCGUUGGUGGAAUGAUAGCUGAAUUAUUUAGCAUAUCCUGUCCCUUAUUCACAUACCACUUCCUUCACCCACACAAGAGCGGCACACAUUCGCCUCAAUGUAGCUUAAAAAUUAGUCUAAGAAAAAAGAUAAAAAUAUCUGUCGUUUGCCCUCUUCUCUUGGUUGCCUUUGACCUCCAAUCUUGCCUUCCACUUGUUCCCUCCUUCCCCAGCCAGAUUUGCUUGUCGUCCUGUGGCAUGCACUGUUCCUUGACUUCGUUAGAUGAAAUUUUCACAAUUUCGGUUUUCUUGUAGGUAUAUUUAUGGAUAUGCAAUGUUUGUUCCCAUUUAUAAGUACUUCUGAGUGUGGUUUCAAUUUGACUCUGUGAACUUGCCAUUGGUGUUUAAAGACCAACGAAGGUCCUCUGAGAAACGUGUGAUGGAAUUCUCAAUGUCCCUUUUUUUCUGUAAAAUGAUAAAAAUUUUGAGGCAAUUAACAAAAGCAUACCAGUUCUACAGACUCGCUUGCUUUGUUCAUCAAUCAGUACUGUAAUUUUCUGUUCCAUUACUCUUUUUGUUUUCUGAAAGAGAGAGAUACAAAUGAUGCAAAUGAUAACAUGCCAUUUAGUCAAUAACUAUUUUGUUGAUUGUCAAUGUUGGUGUUCCUGUGUUGUUUUAAGGACUGUUUGCAACAAGCUGAGCCAAAAUUAGGACUCUUCUAUAUAUUUGGAAUGGAUUUAAAAGUCAUCUUUGUGUGUGGUGGUGUAAUGUGAGGACUUUGCCAUAGUGUGCUGCGGUUGUUCGGUGAUGUGCGAUAACAUGUUUGGAAACUCUGCUUUGGUCUUAGUGUUCGGCUCCAUUUGGCCCAGUUGUGUCUCUCGUUGAAAGGGAGUCAUGAAUGCAAACUAACUUAAACUUCCACAGUGUCAUAUCUGAUGUCACAUCUUGUGUACGUAAGGUUGAAGCUAAUAUAGAUGAGACAUUUUUAUAUAGAUAUACAAUCUACACACAUCAUGUGUAUGUUAAGUAUAUAUAUAUAUAUAUAUAUAUAUAUAUAUAUAUAUAUAUAUAUAUAUAUAUAUAUAUAUAUAUAUAGUGCAUUAGUUUUUGCUGCAUAUAAUAAGAUUGUGUCUGUGGUACCAUCCCCUUGUUAUCAUUUGAGCACCUUUUUGCCAAGAUAUUCUUUCUAUUUUGAGAGAUAUUAUUAUUAUUUUUUAGUUUGAAGUCAUUCGUUCCUGGGUGCUGUAUAUUCUACUUAUUUAUUUAUUAAAGUGGCAAAUGCUUAAAUAUUUAAAUUCUUUCCUCUACUUGAGGACAGCUUAAAAUAACGUAAGUGCAAGACUUAUGUAUAUGAAUUUUUCUAGGCAUCAUCCAUCAUUUUAGGGAUACAUUGGUUCUUUUUUUAUUUCAUUGAAUUGAUAGAACACACUUGCAGUCAUGGAUGUUUUACAUUUUGCGUCCAGCUAAGGUUUGAUGCUACAUGUUAUGAGAAGAUAAAAGCUGUUAGCACAAAUAUUUUAGGAUUUAUUUUGAUAGGUUCUACUCUAAACUGUCUCAGAGAUGUGGCGUUAUGCUUCAAAAAUAUAAAAAAAAUGUUUUGUCAUACUUUCUCUGUGUCAUUUAGCCUUUAAAAUAUGUGAUAGGAUCCUGAUCUCUCAUUUACGUUUUGUGCUGUCUGUGAAAUUGUGAGUUAGAAGGCCUAUGGCGACAUCAUUGCAAGCCUUGGUGCGGGUUUGAGUCAUUCUCAAUAUACAUUUGAAAGUGUUUUAAUGGCCUUCAUAAACUGAUUUUUUUUGAAUCAGCAAAAUUAACUAAACAAAGAUGCCCAUUAAUUACAUAUUCUCUAAUCGUUUUUGUUAUUUUUUUUCUUCUAACAUCUCAUGCUAAUCUACACACAUAGGCAGUUCCAAAUCACACUUGUUGUCUAUGUGUUCUCAUAUUCCUUCUCAGCUCAAACUGAAGCAUAAUACAAAUAUCACCAGCCAUGUUUCUUCACAUUUAUUUUACUCUUCAAAUUGCCAGUGAUGCUUCAUUGAGUUUACAUUUAGUUAUCUAUUUCACUAUCUGCUCUCUUUCUACUUUCUCUCCCUGGUUUCCUCAUUCCUCUGCUCUAGAUGGCUUUUAAUGGAUGUUAGCUACUGUGAUCCCUUUUUCCUGUGCAUUUAUAUGUAUCAGAACUACACUCAUAAAGAGUAUGGCUUCUUUGUUGAAAUAUUGGAUUUAUUUUUAAGUUGAAUGGAUGUUGCUUAGAGAAGAAAAAAUAUACUGGAGUGUGAAAUGGUUAGGAAAUGAUGUCUUCAGAAAGAAGAGAAAAUGUUUAGUGUAAUUAUAGUGAAAUGGUAAUUUUAUGCAUUUUUUUAAUUUUAUUUAUGAGAUUAUUUUGUCAUGUUUAUAAUGAAUCGUCCUUGUUUUAAAUGGUAUGUUACAUGAAUUUGACUCAGAAACUAUGCUACUCAUAGUUCUAUGGGAAGGUCUCUUGUACAUACACUGAAUGAACUAUUAAAAUUAAUAAUAAUAGACCUUUAUGUUGUAGCAUGGUUAUUGUUUGACUAAAAGAAGAAAAAAAAAAAAACUUUUAUUUGCUGGUGUAAAAUAAAUGUUUCU
Xyrauchen texanus (razorback sucker) is the source of this 3518-nucleotide messenger RNA. It is a transcript of the gene dnajc5aa, whose product is annotated as DnaJ (Hsp40) homolog, subfamily C, member 5aa. Bases 192 to 800 code for a protein of 202 amino acids. The transcript has 5 exons. NCBI's taxonomy places the organism in Eukaryota, Metazoa, Chordata, Actinopteri, Cypriniformes, Catostomidae. Gene Ontology annotation, biological process: regulation of synaptic vesicle cycle. The record is from RefSeq and is a predicted model, not a curated record. Gene Ontology annotation, cellular component: membrane; intracellular membrane-bounded organelle; presynapse.